This is a messenger RNA of Pteronotus mesoamericanus, 2025 nucleotides long. RefSeq lists its product as uncharacterized. NCBI's taxonomy places the organism in Eukaryota, Metazoa, Chordata, Mammalia, Chiroptera, Mormoopidae. The transcript is spliced from 7 exons. The record is from RefSeq and is a predicted model, not a curated record. Gene Ontology annotation, cellular component: nucleus. Gene Ontology annotation, biological process: negative regulation of transcription by RNA polymerase II.
AUGGAUGAGUUCCCAUCAUCGACCACCCUGACAACGCAGACACACAGUCGGGGUAUUUCUGGGUCGCUGCCAUUCACCGCCACCCCCUAUCUAGCCGCCAGAGGCCGGGGUUGGGCUCUGAGUCUGGAAAGGGCAAGACAAAGUGCACGGUCACAGUCCCAGGCCCUGGAACAGCGCGGACAGGCUGAGAAAACCUCGGAGUGGAGCCCAAGGGCUGGACAUCUCAGCUCACCUAAGACUGGAAGGCCAGCUCCACCCCCAGAGCAUAGAGAUUCUGCAGGCAGGGUGUUAGCCCAAAUUCGCUGGCGUUUCCGGGUACCCACUGCGCCCAACCCUGAGUGGCGUUCAGCUGGGCCAAGCAUGGCCUCAGGACCUGAGACCCGGACAGAAGUGGACACUGCGGCUCCAAACCCCAGGCUCAAAGGGAGACACCCAUAUGCAGAGUUCUGGAGCGCCUGCCUGGAGCCAGAAAGCAUAAGGAGGCUCUACAAAUACAUGAAGGACGUGCAGGAGGCGCCGUUGCAGGGUGAGGUCUGGGACGGUAAUCAUGUACCCCAGGAAUCACCCAGCACGGCAUCCACAGAGGAAGAUCUUCAUCAACUAGUUGGCACUGAUGACAAAUCAGCGCAAGCAAAACAGCAUGUCAAGGCACAUCUAGAGAUUGUGCCUUUCCUAAGGCUCUGGGGUCUCCUGGGUGGUACAGGUCAGGAUCAGCCACCUGACUUAGUGUCAGCCAUCGGGCGUGAGCUACAAAGCAACCUGCAGAUGGUUGCUACUUGUACUAGGCCUGGAGGUUUCCAGGUGAUGCAAAGGUGGCUGCUGCUAGUGCCAAGCCUGGAGCUGCUUAGCCAGAGUCUUGAUGAUGAUUUGCAUGAUCACUUAAAAAUGGUCAUGAAUGAAUCCCCCUUCAGCCAUUCUUGCAGACCACAGGCAGAGUGCGAGGAAGUGACAUACGUGAACUUCUGGCCUCCGGAGUCUGAGGGACCAGAAUCUUCAGACUGGAUUCAGACCAGCAGAGGGAGGAGAGAAAGCCUUCAGGCCCAAAGAAAGUCUCCAGGCCCGGUAGCUGCACAGGUUUCUGUAACUGAGGAGGAAGCUUCCUCCUCCUCUCUUUCUCCUUUGAUCCAGGAGACUCCAAACACGCUUGCUGCUGGAAUAUCAAGUGUUCCCCAGAGUUCCCAGGGAGCCUGCUCCUCCCCGGCUGCCAUCAAAGCCAUUCCCUCGAGCAAAUCAAAUGAGGGCUCCAGCAGGCAAGAGGGUCCAGGCACCUAGCAGGCUCCACCAAAUCCUGAGUCCUUGUAUGCUGAAGGGCUACAAAAGAAGGUGGCUGAAUUGGUAAAAUACCUGAGUAGCAAGUAUUUAACAAAGGAGCCUGUCCCAAAGGCAGAAAUGCUGAAGAGAGUCAUCAAAGAGCACAAGGAUCACUUCCCUGAGAUCUUCCAGAAAGUCUGUGAGUGCAUGGUGGUUGUCUUUGGCAUUGAAGUGAAGGAAGUGGACCCCACCAGCCACUCCUAUGUGUUGGUCAAAAUACUAGACCUUACCUAUGAUGGGCUAGUCAGUGACAACCAGGGCAUGCCCAAGACUGGCUUCCUGAUACUAAUCUUGGGCGUAAUCUUCAUGGAGGGUAACCGUGCCCCAGAAGAGAGAAUCUGGGAAGUGCUGAAUAUGAUUGGGCUGUAUGCUGGGAGGGAGGAUUUCAACUAUGGGGAACCCAGGAAGCUCAUGACCAACGAUUUAGUGCAGGAAAAAUACCUGGAGUGCCAGCAGGUGCCCAACAGUGAUCCUCCACGCUACGAGUUCCUGUGGGGUCCAAGAGCCUAUGCUGAAACCACCAAGAUGAAAGUCCUGGAGUUUUUCACCAGGGUCACUGGGACUGAUCCCACUGCCUUCCCCCGCUGGUAUGAGGAUGCUUUGAGAGAUGAGAGAGAGAGAGCUGAGGCCAGCACCGCCACCAGUGAUGGUACUACCACCAUGGCUGGUGAGAGCUCCAGUGUCACAUCCAACAGCUUCUCCUGUCCUGAGUAA